Siniperca chuatsi (mandarin fish) is the source of this 2442-nucleotide messenger RNA. RefSeq names its product G protein-coupled receptor 137Bb (gene gpr137bb). The record is from RefSeq and is a predicted model, not a curated record. Lineage: Eukaryota; Metazoa; Chordata; Actinopteri; Centrarchiformes; Sinipercidae. The transcript has 8 exons. Gene Ontology annotation, biological process: negative regulation of bone resorption; regulation of autophagy; positive regulation of TORC1 signaling. Bases 402 to 1712 code for a protein of 436 amino acids. Gene Ontology annotation, cellular component: lysosomal membrane.
GAACAAAACAACAAACCUCCACCCGCAGCUCCGCCCGUCUGCUCUGCAGCGCCGGAAUCGAACUACGUAAAUGUACUCGAGUACUGUACUUAAGUACAAAUUUAAGCAUCCCUCCUCCUGCUCAGCCAAUCGCCUGCUGGGGAGUGUGAUCAUGUGACCAACAGCCACCAAUAGCUCUCCACCAGGCACCGGUAAAACGAGGGGAGGUGUCCCUCCUCCUCCUCCUCCUCCUCCUCCUCCUCCCUGUGAGUCAGACGGUGUGUCUGGAGGAGAGUCGAUGUAUGUGAAGGAUCCGUCUUAACGAGCCGAGACACGUUUCUUCUCCUUCGCCCGGAGAUCAGAGGCUGCUUCUCCGUCUGUAGCCCCCUCUCCCUCCCUUCCUCUCCUGGGGAACACAGGGGAUGAUGAAUGGGGAGGCGAUGGAGGGGAACCCGGCACAGGAGCAGCAGCAGCAUGCCGGUAACGGCUCCCACCUCCCUCCCCCUCCCACCAUCACGCCGGCCAUUCCCCCCUACGUGAAGCUGGGUCUGACCAUCGCCUACACCAUCUUCUACUCGCUGCUCUUUGCUUUUGUCUACGCCCAGCUCUGGCUGGUGCUGCGAUACCGACACAAGCGCUUCAGCUACCAGACGGCCUUCCUGUUCCUGUGUCUGCUGUGGGCCGCCCUGCGCGCCCUCCUCUUCUCCUUCUACUUCAGAGACUGUGUGACCGCCAACGCUCUCGGACCCUUCGCCUUCUGGCUGCUCUACUGCUUCCCCGUCUGCCUGCAGUUCUUCACGCUCAGCCUCAUGAACCUCUACUGUGCACAGGUUUACUUUAAGGCGAAGUCCAAGUACACACCUGCACUGCUCAAGUACAGACUUCCUCUGUACCUGGUCUUCUUGGGCGUCAGUCUUCUCUUUCUGGUGGUUAAUCUGGUCUGUGCCCUGCUGGUCAAAAUGACAGCCGCUGACGUCAAGACCAUCGUCCUGGUGAGGGUCACCAUCAACGACAGCCUGUUCGUCCUCUGCGCCGUCUCGCUGUCCGUCUGUCUCUACAAGGUCGCCAAGAUGUCGCUGGCCAACAUCUACCUGGAGUCAAAGGGGACCUCGGUGUGUCAGGUGACUCUGAUUGGCAUCAUGGUGGUGUUACUGUACGCGUCGCGGGCCUGUUACAACCUGGUGGUGCUCGCCCUCACCGACAUCGAGACCAUCAACUCCUUCGACUAUGACUGGUACAACGUCUCAGACCAGGCGGACUUGCGGUCGUCGCUGGGAGACGCCGGUUACAUCGUGUUCGGGGUGAUUCUGUUCGUCUGGGAGCUGCUGCCCACCUCGCUGGUCGUCUUCUUCUUCAGGGUCCGACGGCCGCCUCAGGAAAGGAGCACUGUUGGGAUACCGAACCACGUUCUCUCCUCCAGAGGAUAUUUCUUUGACAACCCUCGUCGGUACGACAGUGACGAUGACCUGGCGUGGAGCAUCCCUCCCCAGAAUGCAUCAGCAAGUCUUUCCUCCGACUGCUACGACUGGGGCAGCCGCCACAGCAGCUUCACUGUGCACACCAACAGCGACGAACAGCGCCUGACCGCCGCCGCCGCCGCCGCCGCCGCCGGGAGCUGCACCCGUACCCAUAAUCCCUCUCUUCACUGUACAGCAUCACUCUGCACUUUGACACCGAUCGGUUAUUGUGUUUCUCAUCGUCACCGACGUAAAAGUUCGUUAGAGUCGCAGUAGAGAAUUUAGAGGAAAUACCAGAACGUUAAACAGGGUUCCUACACGGGUCGUCUUCAGGUUGAUCAAAUGUUUUGGCCUACGUCGUUCACCGCACGAGAUACUGUAGCGCCCCCUCAGGCCACUCCAGUACACAGUAACACUCCAACAAUAGAUCCAGUCAUAGUAAAUAAAAUGUUUCUGUUGCAUGAGCAUCUUUAAUCAAAAGUACUCACAGUGACAGAAAAUCAUGCUGAUUUGCUGAUGGAGGCCUUGAGGUUUGGAGAACGACCAGAUCCUGAUCAGAGAUGAACUGUACGCAUUUUCAAGCGAGUCGGUUUCAUAACGGCCGAGUUAAGAUCAUUUAAAUCGAUCGAGCUGCUGUAGUGCCACCUACAGGUGAAAUGCCAUCACGUUUUGCAGGAGUCGAUAUUUGCAUCUGUCGUAUGAGAAUUCAGAAUGCGUUUAAGAUAACUCGCUUUUAAUUUAGCAACCAAUUACACAAAAAUGGUUUGAAAAAUCAGGCAAAACACGUCUAAAUAUUUACCAAACUUUGCUGUGGAUUGGAUUAAAUCUGUAGAAGUGGAUAAAAGGGAUUAAAGUGCUUUAUAGAUCAUCACAUGGUCAUAAUAAGACUAAGAGUCUGCAGCCGCGCUAGCAGCUCUGUGAGGCUGCACUCAGACACAGCGGUGCUUAGAGCUAAAUGCUAACAGCAGCAUGCUAACAUGCUGAUGUUUAACAGGUAUAAUGUUCA